AUGGACGCCCCAGAAGCAGAUGUCGACAUCAAACUGCAGAAGAUCUCGGCAGAUCUUCUAGAGGACUUUGACCGCUCUCUGCCCCAUUUCCUCUGGAAGCCUGAUGGUCACGGAGGCACAGUAGUCCGCUCAAGGGUGCGCGCAAAGGAGAUAUUCCGACUGACCAACUCUAUCCUGGACCAAUUUCAAGAACUCCCUCAGCUGUUGGAUCCGUACCUCCCAAAAUGGAUUCCCCUCCUAGCUGAGGUGUUUCUAAAGCACCUGCAAACUCGCCACCGUGGGAAGACACUUUCAUCUCGUUCUAAACUCUUGGUCUCUGUCGAGUUUGCCAUAUGCAAGAUCCUGUACACUUUUUGCAAGAUCCGUGGCGAAAAAGUCAUCGUGCGCUUUCUCAACGUCGAGGCCAAGUAUCUAGAGUUGCUACUUAUUGCCAUCGAAGAGUCCGAGCAAACCUCUGCCGAUGAUGUUACUCUCGGAAAAUGGUCGUGGGAGGAGCGCUAUGUCGUUCUUCUAUGGCUCUCACAUCUCCUACUUGCUCCCUUUGACCUCUCUACCAUAUCAUCUAUCGAUCUACAAGAUGUUACAGCACCGGAUAUUCCGGGCAUGGCUUGGCCUGAGAACCUCCCUGCUAUUACUGUUCGCAUGAUCCCACUUGCUAUCAAGUAUCUAAGUACUCCCGGAAAAGAGCGAGAUGCAGCAAAGGCUCUCUUGGUAAGAAUGGCGAUUCGACGUGACAUGCAACAACUCGGUGUGCUCAAGAGCCUCAUCGACUGGUCUCUAACAUCACUUCGUCCACGCAAGGACCAACCUCUUCAAACGACAUACUUCUGCCUCGGAGUUUUGUCCUUCCUUGCUGGUGUCUUGAGAGCAUCGUCAGACACGUCAGACAUGAACCCUUACCUUUCCACUAUUUUUUAUGCCAUUCACUCAAUUUCCGUCGGUGAGGAUGAACUCUCAAAGACCAUCAUCUCCUUUGCUCUUGCUAGAAAAAUGAUCCUUAAGGUUAUCCGAUCUGUGAUCGUAUUGCGUCUUCGCCAACCCCAGGAUGCAGCCAGCACUGAACUUACCGAGACCGCCAUUGGAUACUUGCUCGAAUCCGUAUCCGAUAAUGAUACACCUGUACGCCUGGCUGCUAGCAAGUCUCUGAGCAUCAUCACACUGAAGCUGGACCCCGAUAUGGCCUCGCAAGUUGUCGAAGUUGUGCUUGAAUCACUGAACCGAAACGUUCUCUGGACGAAACCGGCUGGUGGUAAACCAGUCAGGGAUUUGUCCGCCGUGAAUAACCUCGAGUGGCACGGCCUGAUGCUUACACUCUCACAUCUAUUGUAUCGACGAUCUCCGCCGACUGAGCAGCUGUCCGAUAUUGUUCAUGCCCUACUCUUGGGCUUGUCAUUCGAACAAAGGAGUAUGGCUGGAGGGAGCAUUGGAACCAACGUACGUGACGCUGCCUGUUUCGGUAUCUGGGCUUUGGCGCGCCGAUAUACGAGCGACGAACUUCUGGCGGUUCCCACGCACUCUGUCUUUGCAGCAAAGGCUCACCCAGAGACGAGUUCCAUUAUCCAGGUUCUAGGGACAGAACUCGUUGUGACUGCUUCACUUGACUCUGCUGGAAAUAUCAGGCGUGGUGCAUCCGCAGCUUUGCAGGAACUUAUCGGACGGCAUCCUGACACCGUUGAACAAGGUAUUUGGGUAGUGCAGACGGUCGACUACCACUCUGUCGCGCGACGUUCUCGAGCGAUCGAGGAGGUAGCCGUUAAUGCGACCCGGCUAUCGAGCCAGUACGGCGAAGCCAUCAUUAAUACUCUUCUAGGCUGGAGGGGUAUCGGCGACCUUGAUGCUGGCUCAAGACGUGUGACAGGUGCCGCUUUUGGUGUUCUUACCUACGAGCUUUCAGAUCUCAAGACAGGCAAUUCGCUUGCUAGAUUCAAAACCACCGCCCAACUGCUGACUGAGCGUCUCAAGUCGCUUCAGCCACGUCAGGUUGAGGAGAGACAUGGCCUGUUGUUGUGUUUCGCAGCUGUCCUCGACAAGUUCCCUGCUCUGCUCCAGAAAGAAACAGAACAGGAUAACUCGUCUCUGACUGAUGAGAUACUCUCGACAGUGUCAGGUUUGUUGGAGAAUUUACAGUCGACUGCCUAUCGGAAACCAGAGCUACUAGCUGAAGCAGCAAGCCGUCUUGUCGUUUCAGCUUUACCUGUCAUGCAGACUGUUGUUCUCGGCGCAAAGCCCCAGUUAACCCUUCGACCUGGGCAAGAGCUCGUCCAACCCGACAACACGGCUGAAUAUACGAGUCUAGUACCUGAGCUCGAUUCUUGUAACAAAGAUCAAAGUGCAACAGUAGUGCGGCUGGUUUCGGCACUGCGAGCUAUUGUUCCCACAUGGCUGAAUCGUAGUGAGCAAGAGACUAUCGAGCCGACUGCUUCCGCGUCACUGGUUCUACUGCUAUUCUCGUCAUCAGCCGAGAGAAAAGCGCUCAUAGGCGAAUGGGCGGAGAUUGUUGCGCGUCGCCCUACAAGCCGGACUGCUGUGCAUGGUAAUGGCUACUUUUCAGCACUUACAAUUGCGCAGCCGUUGGUGGACUCAUCUGAGGAUAGGGCCUGCCAGGCACUCUUGGAACGAUGGGCAUGGGAUACCGAGAUUGAUACUCGAGUGGCUAUUUUGCAGAGUCUAACACGCAGUAGUAUUCUACACAAAAAGCCUCUAACAUUUUUACAGCUGAUUGCUGAAGGGCUGAACGAUUAUACUACGAAUGCCCGGGGAGAUAUUGGAUCACAUGUCCGUGUCCAGGCUCUCCGAGCUGUUAGGGUACUAUGGGAUCAACUGAAUGAGGUUGCAGUUGAGAGCGAAUGGGUGGAAGCAUCUGUAAAGGCGCUCUUCUUCAGUACUCUUCGUCUUUCUGCCGAAAAGCUCGAUCGCGUCCGUCCUGAAGCCCAAGCUGCUGUGGCCCUGAUCUUAGAAGAAAGUUACGCAAAACCCUUUCUCGAACUCACGUUUUCUUCGAAAACCUACUUCUACAGUCUGCUGAACCUGCAUACUGGGGUAGGUCUCCGGCCACUGCUUCACAAAGUAGCAAAGGAAGAUACGGACCAAUGGAUGGCGGAACUUAUGGCUGGUUUCGUUGGAUCCGCAGACACAGGCAACGAAGACUUGAUCAUUGCGAGUCGAGCAGCGCUCUGUGGCUUUUGUGAAGCCAAUAACGAUAACCUAGAUCUUGUCUGUCACUCUUUGUUGCAGAACCUGAAAACUCGGCAGCGGCAAGAUAGAGUUGUCGUACCGACUCUGGAGGUCGUUGCAUUCCUUUUCCACGUGCAACUCUUCCAAAAGAGUACUGUCGAUCUCCGCGGUCUAUGCUUGCAGACCCAGAAGGCGGGAUACAAGACAGGUAACGUGCGCAAGCUGGAGGCAUGCGUCAAAGUCUACACCGGCGUUGCAUCGAUGCUUGGCCAAGGAGGUGCCGAGCCAGGAGCCCAGGAAGCUAGAAAGCGCCUGGGAGCUUUGUUGCACCACCCCUGGCCCAAGGUUAGGACUAUGGUGGUAGAUGGACUCUGGGGUGUGCUUGGGGAACGAAAGGAGGCUGCAGAUAAGUUGACAGGUGUAGACUGGGGUCAAGCAGGAAAGUCACAGAUCAAAACUGCAGUCGAGGAGCUAGGGCUAUGUUAG
Messenger RNA from Fusarium pseudograminearum CS3096, 3660 nucleotides. RefSeq lists its product as uncharacterized. Gene Ontology annotation, biological process: post-chaperonin tubulin folding pathway; tubulin complex assembly; microtubule cytoskeleton organization. The coding region runs from base 1 to 3660 and encodes 1219 amino acids. The record is from RefSeq and is a predicted model, not a curated record. The transcript is spliced from 3 exons. Gene Ontology annotation, molecular function: beta-tubulin binding; GTPase activator activity. NCBI's taxonomy places the organism in Eukaryota, Fungi, Ascomycota, Sordariomycetes, Hypocreales, Nectriaceae.